Messenger RNA from Linepithema humile (Argentine ant), 592 nucleotides. The record is from RefSeq and is a predicted model, not a curated record. Lineage: Eukaryota; Metazoa; Arthropoda; Insecta; Hymenoptera; Formicidae.
UGAAGAUAAGCUCAUUAGACAUAACGGACACGGGAAUUUAUAUGCUUAAAGCUAAAAAUGCACAUACAAUUGAAAAGUUAAAUUUCACGCUGCAUGUCAUGGCUGAACCGUAUCCCGCACUGGAACGUACCGCAUCUUACUAUACACCUAACACUAAUGCGGAAUUUCAUUGCAAAGUGCUAUCAUUUCCGCCCCCAAAUAUAACGUGGAGUUUUUGGAAAUGUCCUAAUUAUCCAUUAUUUGAAAAUUCAACAAUUGUGCAACUGACAGAAAAGAAAUCUUACCUGUUCCAAAAAUCAACGACGAAAGUUUACAUCACAUUACUACGUGAUUCAUUACAAACUCAAUAAAAUUUUUUUAUUAAUAACUAUUAUAAAAUUCAUAAAAAUUAAUAUAAAAAUAAAUUUUAACAUAAUAAAAAAAUUAAUAAUAAUAACCAUUCUAAUUAAAAUUUUCUUAUAUUAAAAGAGUAAUACAAUUCAUUACCAGAAUACCGAAUAACCAAAACUAAUAAAGUAAUCCCCAAAACUCUCUCACAAACUCUAAAUACCAAAUAAUAAAUUAAAUAAAAUUCAAUUUUUAAUAUUCUAAA